Messenger RNA from Effrenium voratum, 1517 nucleotides. NCBI's taxonomy places the organism in Eukaryota, Dinophyceae, Suessiales, Symbiodiniaceae. The record is from the annotation of a GenBank genome assembly.
GCCCACCGGCCACACCCCCCGCCGAAACCACCGGCCAGCGGCCAUGGCGAGCCCCCCGAGCCCCGCCUCGCCGGGGAGCUACCGGGCGGAGUUCCGGCAGCUGCGGGCGGCGCUGCUGCAGAUGAAGGAGGAGCAGACCGCGUUACUGGACUGCCUGGUGCAGAGCAAAUUGCUGCGGCCCUGUGCCUUUGCGGCCUCCUUGCACAGGCGGCGCUUCGCGGCGGCGCUGAAGGCCUCGCCCUGCAGCUUCGAUGCCAACCUGCUGGACGUGCUGGAGGAGCCAGCGCACAUCGCCCUGCAGACCGCGCGCUACGGCGGCACGCAGAUGAUGCACGCACUCAAGGCCUCCUGCCGCUCAAUGGCCGGCAAGCUGGCAGAGCGCCGGCCCGCCAUUCAGGAAGCGCUCACCUGGCUGUACGUGUGCGGCGGCAGCGAUCACCAACAGGUGCGGAGCUCGGUGGAGCGCCUGGACCCCUCCUCCGGCCAGUGGGAGGCGCUACCUCCCAUGCUGCAGCGCCGCUUCGGCAACACCUCCGCGGUGCUCGACGGCUGCCUGUACGUGUGCGGUGGCUCGGAGGACCACGUCGCAUUGAACUCUGCGGAGCGCUUCAACCCAGCGCUAGGCUUUUGGCAGCCCCUGGCCCCCAUGAUCCUCCCCCGGAUCCAUUCCUCUGCCUUGGCGAUGCACGGGCGGCUGGUGCUCUGCGGAGGCCACAAUCCUGCAGGGUCGGGGAUUGAGUCGAUCCGCGCCUGCGAGUGCUACGACCCCCGGCUGGAGGCCUGGCUGCCUCUGCCGCCUAUGCCCUACUGCCGCAUGGCCGCGUGCCUGGCGCUCCUCCGCGAAGUGCUCCACGUCUGCGGGGGCUUCAACGGCCGCGAGGCCUUAAGCUCUACGGAACGCCUGGUGGUGGAGUCUGGGGGCUGGCAGGCGCUGCCGCCGAUGACGGAAGGCCGGUUUUGGGCGGCCUCCUGCGUCUUGGACGACUGUCUCCUGGUUUGUUCUGGCAACAACGGCCAGGAGGUCCUUCUUUCCACGGAGCGCUUUGAUCCCGUGGCCUGCGUCUGGGAAACGCUUCAGCCGAUGCAGAGGCUCCGCACCGGCGCCGCGGCCCAGGUGCUGGCUGGACGCCUCUUCCUUUGCGGAGGCCACGACCAGAAUGGGGUCCAGGACAGCGUGGAGUACUUUGACCCGGAGAUGGGCGCAUGGAAGGCUGCAGCGCCCAUGCUGCAGCGCCGCAGCGGGGCCACGGCCACGCUGCUGGGGAACUGCUUGGUGCUUCUGGGCGGCAACGAUGGCACCCAGGUGCUGGAUACUGCAGAGGCCUACGAUCCCGAAGCGGAUGUCUGGCGGCCUCUACAGCCUAUGACCAAGCGAAGGGCGGGCGCCUAUGCAGCAGCCCUCAUCGUUUAGACCUUUUUCGCACCCAGCGACGGCGACUCGAGCCGCCGAUCUCCAGGCGGCAACGUUUUCGCGGCUCAGCUGAGUCCGCGCGAAGCUCCCCGAAGUGGCUGAGCUG